GCUGCUCUCGCGGCAGAAUUUCAGGUUUCCUUGCAGCCUUGGCCUUGCUGGCAGCUUGCAUGCCUGCAGCUGCUUGCUUGGCAACCUGCAAGCGCGUUUUUGAGGUCCCGUUAGCAGGUGUGGCAAAGAGGACAGUUCUUCCAGGAAGACAAAGAAGUCUGAAAACGGGCAGGCGGGUCAUUGUAGAGCCGCCGGUGAGAACUCGCCCGCCAGAUACCUUUUCGGAUAUCUCUACGCAAAGAGCUGACUGGACAGAAUGCCUCAUCAAAGACCCAGUUCCCAAGGCUAAGGCGGCAGCCUUGCGGGUUGAAACCUGGGUUUUUCGAACGAAAGAUUUGGGGGAUUUCCAUCGUCAUUUAAGACUAAGAGGGUUUCAUAACAAUGGUGAGAUGGCUAGCCUAUCGUGUCGCGAACGCCGGGUUGAUGCUGAGAUCAGAUGCUCGCAAUGUGUUCGAUUGCUUUGCGGUGGAUACUAUGGCCAUCUUGGCGUGUGCGUGCCGGCAUAUCCGCCGCAGGGGGAUGCGGUAGGGUGCUUGGCGCUAUCAAAGACCAUAGAUAUGCCGGCUCCAGCCACUGAAGAAGAUGACAGUGGCGACUGGGAUGGGGACCAAGGGCGCCAAAGUGCGUUCUGCAACAGCGUCAAUGUCAGAUUUGACAAGGUUGGAAAUUGA
Messenger RNA from Symbiodinium pilosum, 671 nucleotides. The record is from the annotation of a GenBank genome assembly. NCBI's taxonomy places the organism in Eukaryota, Dinophyceae, Suessiales, Symbiodiniaceae.